Molecule: messenger RNA, 1407 nt
Organism: Alternaria viburni
Lineage: Eukaryota; Fungi; Ascomycota; Dothideomycetes; Pleosporales; Pleosporaceae
Exons: 3
Coding region: 1-1407 (468 amino acids)
Biological process (GO): transmembrane transport
Molecular function (GO): transmembrane transporter activity
Source: RefSeq, a predicted model, not a curated record
AUGAACAGCACCAUGACCUCCAGUCUAGCAGCCGGAGCCGCAGCCCCAAUAUCCCGUCAUUUCAACCAAACCAAUGAGUAUGCGCUCAUUCUGCCCACCUCAAUGUACCUAGUCGGCUACGCAUGCGGUCCCAUGCUCUGGGGCCCUCUCUCAGAAUCCUACGGCCGCAAAGGAACCAUGGUAAUCUCGUUUGCCUUUUUCACAAUCUUCUCUAUCGCUUCGGCCAUCUCGCCGAACUUCGCUUCGCUCGUCAUCUUCAGGUUGUUGGUGGGCGUGGGAGGGAGUUGCGCGAUUAGUGUUGUCGGCGGGAUAUGUGCGGAUAUCUAUCACAAUCCUAAGUAUCGGGGGAGGAGUAUGGCGAUUUUCAUGGCAGCAACAACAUUCGGACCCAUCCUCGGACCCCCAAUAUCAGGCUUCAUCAGCGUAAUAUCCUGGAGCUGGGCCUUUUGGAUCGGGGUCAUACUUGCCGGAGCAACAUGGCCGCUGUUCUACUUCUUCGACGAAACAUACGGUCCCACGAUCCUAAAGCGGCGAGCAAAGCGACUACGCAAGGAAACGGGUAAUGAGAAUAUCAUUGCGCCACUUGAAUUGGAGAAGACGGAUUUGAACCACAUCGUCACCGUCAUCCUGACUAGGCCACUACGAAUGAUCUGCUUCGAACCUCUCGUUCUAUUCACAUGUCUAUAUCUAAGCUACGCCUACGCCAUAUUCUACAUAUUCCUACAAUCCUACCCCAUAAUCUUCACCGGCAUCUACCACUUCAACGCCGGCGAAACAGGCCUAGCCUUCCUUCCCAUCGGCGUCGGCGCCCUCAUCUCCGCUGGCAUCUACUUGUCGUGGGACUGGUAUCUGGCCCGCGCCCAACGCCUCAAUCGCCCUUGGUCGCGCAACGAAGAAAUGCGAAGGCUGCCUCUCGCUUGCAUCGCUGGCCCGUUUUUCGUUAUCAGCGCGUUCUGGCUGGGCUGGACGAGUAGAGAGAGCAUCCAUUGGAUUGUGCCCACGCUCGCGGGUAUACUGUUUGGAAUGGGGUAUCUGUGUCUUUUCAUGGCUUUACUCAACUAUCUAGUCGACGCAUACGAAGUCUUCGCUGCGAGUGCGAUGGCGGCAGCAAGUUUAUCGCGGUCUUCAUUUGGGGCUGUGUUGCCUUUUGCUGCGAAGCCGAUGUAUAGGACUAUGGGCGUGGCUUGGGCGACAAGCUUGCUGGGAUUCUUCAGUCUAGCGCUGUGUGUUGUGCCGUUUGUGUUUGUGCGGUGGGGUGGGAGGAUGAGAGAUCGAAGUCAGUUCUGUCAGUAUUUGAGGAGGAAGAAGAGGGAAGAGGAGGAGGAGGCGGAGAAGGAGAGGGAGGGGCUGAGGGAGAAGAGGGUUAUGGUACAGCCCAAUGAGUUCAAGGGGAAGGAGGAUGUGUAG